Molecule: messenger RNA, 492 nt
Organism: Candida albicans SC5314
Lineage: Eukaryota; Fungi; Ascomycota; Pichiomycetes; Serinales; Debaryomycetaceae
Gene: MVB12
Product: Mvb12p
Exons: 2
Coding region: 1-492 (163 amino acids)
Source: RefSeq, a predicted model, not a curated record
AUGAUUGAUACAGAUAAACCGGAUCCAAUCUUAAAACAAGUUCCAUUAAUCAAAAAUCCCGCAUUUCAGCCACCAAGACCAAUCACUUUAAGUAAUAAUUAUAAUAAAUUAAUUCCUACAUUAUCAUCAACGGUAGUCCCACCUAAAUUAAAUAUAUCUGAUACAGAAAUUGAUAGUUGGUUGAAUGAAAUACGAUCACUUCGUGAACAAAUCAAAAAUAAGCAAACUAAUGAUAAUAAUCGACAAUGUACUAAAUAUGAAAAUUGGAUUCGAGAACAAAGUAAUAAAAUUGCACCUGGAUUUAAUUAUACAGUUAUGCAACCACAGAAAUCAAUGAGAAAUCAAGAAAGGAAACUAACUACCAAAAAAGAAGAAGAAGAACAAGAGGAGGAGGAAAGUGAUGAUAAUAAUGAUAAUGAUAAAGAUAAUGGAUCUGGUUAUGAUGAAAUGAAUGAAUUAGAUAGAAUAUUUGGGACAACGAAAUUAAAUUGA